This is a messenger RNA of Acaromyces ingoldii, 1656 nucleotides long. RefSeq names its product FMN-linked oxidoreductase. Gene Ontology annotation, biological process: tRNA dihydrouridine synthesis. Lineage: Eukaryota; Fungi; Basidiomycota; Exobasidiomycetes; Exobasidiales; Cryptobasidiaceae. Gene Ontology annotation, molecular function: tRNA dihydrouridine synthase activity; flavin adenine dinucleotide binding. The record is from RefSeq and is a predicted model, not a curated record. The coding region runs from base 147 to 1526 and encodes 459 amino acids. Gene Ontology annotation, cellular component: cytoplasm. The transcript has a single exon.
CUUCUUCUUUCUUGUCUCGUCGCCUAGAUUCAUUCUCUCCAUGCAUGCUCCUCGCUCGUCCCUUUAGAGGCAUUCUCCUUCAACGGGCAAGACUCGCCACGGUACCAUCACUGUCCACACAACCUAUAAGACUCAGCUACAGGAAAAUGAGCGCAGAGGUGCACAGCGCGGCACCGGCCAAGCGUGCCCUCGAUGAGGACCCCGACCACGAUGCUGUGGCGGCCGAGCGGCACGCUGCCAUGAAGAGGCAGGCCAAUGAGGAGGAGAAACAGAUGGUGGAGGCUUCCGCUUCCAAGGUCAAACACGUCGACAUCCACCCAAACGACGAAGAGCUCCGCGCCGACACAUCGCCCCUGCCAAAGUCGACAUCCACGCUGCAAUUCUCCCCCGGUUUGCACCUGGCCCCGAUGGUGCGCAUCGGCUCGCUGCCCACGCGCCUUCUUUCGCUCCGGUACGGUGCCGAUCUCGUCUGGAGCCCCGAGAUUGUCGACCGGGCCAUCUUUGGCUGCGAUCGGACCGUCGACGAGAAGAGUGGACUGGUGGCAUUUUCGCGCGAGGGUAAGCACAUCUUCACCACACACCCCGUCGAGCGGCAGCGCGUCAUCUUCCAGCUCGGUUCGGCCAGCCCCCAGUGGGCAUACCAGGCCAUCUCCUUUGUUACGGCCAACGACGAUGUGGCAGGCGUGGACCUCAAUUGCGGUUGUCCCAAGCCAUUCAGCACGAUUGGAGGCAUGGGCGCGGGUCUCCUCUCGACGCCGGACCUCCUCUGCGACGUGCUCCGGGCGAUGCGGAGGGCCGCGCCGGCUCACGUCUCUGUCAGCUGCAAGAUCCGGCUGCUUCCCACAAAGGAGGCCACCCAGGCGCUCGUACGCCAAAUCAUUCGGACCGGCACCAUCGAUGCGCUCACAGUGCACUGCCGGACAAAGGACAUGCGUCCGCGACAGCCGGCGCUUCCCCACCGUCUGCAGGAGGUCAUCGAUGUCGUCCAGGAGGAGACGGCGGGCGAGCUGCCGCUGAUCCUCAACGGCGAUGCUUGGGAUGCGCCAGAGGCCCGCCGCCUCAUGAAGCAGACGGGCGUCCAAGCCGUCAUGAUGGCCCGUGGUCCCGAGGGAAACGCGAGCAGCUUCCGGAGCGACGGAGGCGUACUCAGUGUGGCUUCAGUCGUGGCGCCCCAAUGGGUCCGCCUGGCCCUCUCGCUGGACAACCAGCCGGGCAACACAAAGUACUGCCUCAACUCGAUGGCCUUCAAGGCAACGAGCAGUGUCUCGCCGAAUGCUAAACCGCUGCAGCCACCGCCGGGCCUGCCGAGGGACACGAAGCAGAAGAUGGUCGAGAUCAGGCAAGGGCUGGCCAAGUCCAAGACGGUCGAGGAUCUCGCAAGGGCGCUCGGUGUGGAUCCAGAUGAGCAAAAGAAGAUUCCCAUCGACGAGGUCCUCCGAGAGGUCAGAGAGGCCAUUGAGCGCUCCUCCAGUUCCAAGGAGGGCAACGACAGCGGCACAGAAAUGUCUGAGAAGCCUGCUGCCUAGAUCCUAGCCCGUCAAACCCUGCCGCAUUGUUCCUGCAUAUGUACAGUACUCUAAACCAUCAUCGCUCCUCUUUCGUUGUUCUCUCUCUCUUGUCCUUUUGGCAAAUGGCAAUCAUAUUACAAAAGAGGGA